AGCUGAUCCUGGGAUCAACAUACCUUACUGCCUAUUAAUAAGCUGUUGCCACAGUCCCUGUACCAGCCAUGGCAGCUUCCAGCAGCAGCAGCAGCGAGGAGGAGCGCAGCCUUCGGGAAUGUGAGCUUUACAUCCAGAAACACAACAUCCAGCAGCUUCUGAAGGAUUGCAUUGUACAGUUAUGCACAGUGAGACCUGAGAGGCCCAUGGGAUUCAUCAGAGAAUACUUCGAAAGAUUGGAGAAGGAGGAAACAAAGCAGUUGUUGAAUCAGCUGAAGUCUGGGUCACGCUCGGACUCGAGGGAGGAUGAGAUCUCUCCUCCUCCUCCUCUGAACCCUGUGGUGAAGUACAGGUCGAGACGUGGGGCCAUCAGCGCAGAAGUCUACACAGAAGAGGAUGCUGCAUCUUAUGUUAGAAAGGUUAUUCCAAAAGAUUAUAAGACUAUGGCUGCUUUGGCAAAAGCUAUUGAGAAGAAUGUGCUGUUCACCCACCUCGACGAUAACGAGAGAAGUGACAUCUUUGAUGCCAUGUUCCCUGUCACCUACAUUGCAGGAGAGACUGUCAUACAGCAAGGUGAUGAAGGUGAUAACUUCUAUGUUGUUGAUCAAGGAGAAAUGGAUGUCUACGUGAACAGCGAGUGGGCAACCAGCGUUGGGGAGGGAGGAAGCUUUGGAGAACUCGCCCUCAUCUAUGGAACUCCUCGUGCUGCAACAGUCAAAGCCAAGACAAAUGUGAAGUUGUGGGGCAUUGACAGAGACAGCUACAGAAGGAUCCUGAUGGGAAAUACUUUGAGAAAGAGAAAUAUGUAUGAGAAAUUCCUUAGUAAAGUCUCUAUAUUGGAAUCUCUGGACAAGUGGGAACGUCUCACUGUGGCUGAUGCAUUGGAACCAGUACAGUUUGAGGAUGGGCAAAAGAUUGUAGUCCAGGGAGAGCCAGGAGAUGAGUUCUUCAUUAUCUUGGAGGGCACAGCUGCAGUGCUCCAGCGUCGGUCGGAGAACGAGGAGUUUGUGGAAGUUGGCAGACUGGGACCUUCUGAUUACUUUG
This is a messenger RNA of Acanthisitta chloris (rifleman), 1044 nucleotides long. RefSeq names its product protein kinase, cAMP-dependent, regulatory, type I, beta (gene PRKAR1B). The transcript has 10 exons. NCBI's taxonomy places the organism in Eukaryota, Metazoa, Chordata, Aves, Passeriformes, Acanthisittidae. The record is from RefSeq and is a predicted model, not a curated record. The annotation marks the transcript as partial.